ACAAUUAAUAGUUAGUACAGGAUAUGAAAUAGUUUUGAUUUUUUUAACGUCCACAAACCGCAAUUAAUAUACUUUUCUCACGAUCCUUUCUGUGUUGCGGAUAAACCGCUACAGUUAUUCAAUUGCGUGAGACCGUUAUGUGUAUGAUACUAAAAUUGGUCUAUUGUAGUUCAGAUGUCCGCUGAUGGUGUAGUGUUUCUCUGGUGAUCGAAACUCCGAAAUUUGUUAUGUUAUUUGCUCAGCGUCACGCCCUGUCCAUCAUUCUCGUAUUGUUUGUGGUCGCCCUUUCAAGUGGCCAGGAUUACAGGUACCAAACAUACAAUGGCCAAAACUAUCCGCCCUCGCAAACAGCAUAUGAUCGGAAUCUGCCACAAUCGGCUAACCCUUACAAUCCACUACUAGACCAAUACGGUCAACAGAAUAACUACCAGAAUCGGUUGCCAUACAAUCAACCUGGUCGUCCUGGAACUCCGUCGUAUCGACCCAAUGGACAAAAUUAUGUUGGUGAUGAUAUGUUAUUGCUCCCUGGGAUACUGGGUCGGUGGAGACCAGAUUUACAAGGCAAAGAGAGGACAGAUUCAAAACAAUUGGAUAGAGACGUAUUUGUAUCCACAAAAUAUGGUCAAGUGCAGGGAUUUAAAGUGCAUCUGUAUGACAAUCCUCUACCUGAGAAUGGUUAUAGACCUUUUCAAACACCUGUUGAGCGAAAACAAGCUGAAGUAGCCGUGUUCUUGGGCAUACCAUAUGCAGCGCCACCAAUUAAUGAAGGAAGAUUUCGUCCACCACGACCUCAUAAAGGUUGGCAGUUACAUCAAGCAGUUGAUUUUGGAUCUGCAUGCCCACAGCCAGCCAUUUACACUGGUAUUACCAAAGGCGUGCCAAAAGUAGAUGAAGACUGUUUAUUUUUAAAUAUAUUUAUGCCAUCGACGGGUGUGGCCCCAGCUAAACCUUAUCCAGUCAUGUUUUACAUACACGGUGGUGACUUUGUACAUGGAUCAUCAAAUUCUUUUCAUGGACAUAUGAUGGCUGCAUUUUAUAAUGUUGUUGUUGUUGCUAUCAAUUAUAGAUUAGGAGCCUUAGGAUUUCUGAGCACGUGUGAUGACAAUUCUCCUGGUAAUUAUGGGCUUAUGGACCAAGCUAUGGCUCUACGUUGGGUUUAUGACAAUAUUGAAUUUUUCAAUGGUGAUCGUAAAUCGAUCACUUUAUUUGGACCGGAUGCAGGUGCUGCAUCAGCAGGAUUGUUAAUGGUUAAUCCCAAAACUAGUUUUAUGGUAUCCAAAGUUAUUGCCCAGAGUGGUUCAGCUCUUGCAGAUUGGGCACUUAUAAAAGAUAGAUGGAGGGCUUUAAAUACGACCAAAGUGUUUGCCGCUCACAUUGGCUGCAGUACUGAAUCUACUUGGAAAAUUGUUGAUUGUCUGAAACGGGGUAGGAGUUUUUUGGAACUCGGUUCAGAUUUUAAACCUCAAAUUGGGUUUAAUGCUUGGGGACCAAUUAUUGAUAAUGAAUUUUUGGUGCCUAAAAGUGAUUGGUAUGAUGGUUGGCAACAGUCAGAUUGGCAUUUUAUUAAUGAAUCAGUAAAAGCUGCUAUUCAGGCAGGUCAUUUUAACAAGGAUCUUAGGUAUUUGAGUGGUGUCACCACUCAAGAAGCAGCAUACAUAUUAUGUAAGAUUAUGAAACUAAUGUUUAUUUAUUAUGAAUCUUUAUUUAAAAAUAACACUACCAUUUUGUUGACAGAUAAUAAUAAAACAUAUACAGUAACUGAAGAGUUCUUCAACAACAAAGUUAAAGAAUUGGUUCUUCAGUAUAAUUACACAUUAAAUCCAUCUGGAGUUUACCAAGCUAUAAAAUACUUGUAUACUUAUUGGCCUGAUCCAAUUAAUCCGGAUUCAAUAAGAACACAGUAUAUAAAUAUGUUGUCAGAUUUUUUGUUUGUUGCUCCACAUGAUGAAAUAUCUAAAUUGCUUGUAGCUGAAGAUGUUCCAGUCUAUAUGUAUGUUUUGAAUACCACUGUAACGAGUAUUCCCUUGCCUGAAUGGAGACUGUACUCACAUGACACAGAAUAUUACUUCUUGACAGGUGCACCUUUUAUGGAUAGUGAGUUUUUCCCUCGUAUACCAGUUGUGGAUAAAAGAAAAUGGACUGACAAUGAUCGUAAUAUGAGCCAUUUUUUCAUGAAGGCUUAUACCAAUUUUGCAACUUAUGGAAAUCCAAGUCAAUCUCAGAUUUUAGGUAUACACUUUGAUAUGGCAUUUAAAAACGAUCUCAAAUACCUCAAUAUCAAUUCAACAUAUAAUACAACUAUUAAACAAAAUUAUAGACAAAUGGAAUCGGCAUUUUGGUCAGAAUAUUUACCUACUGUUAUUGGUAUUAUUGUUCCAACAUAUCCUCCAACUACAGAAUUUUGGUGGGAACCUAAAACUCCGAUUCAAGUGGCAUUUUGGGGUCUAUCUGGCCUUAAUAUGAUUUUAAUUGCUCUGACAGUAAUACUUUGCAUACUGUGGUGUAAUGCAAAGAAAACUAAAGAUCGUUAUUAUAAUGGAGAUGUGUUAGUCGUUAGAGAAGAGCCAAUGGCAAUGAGCCAUCAAGGCAUUGAUAACCGUAGUGUUACCAGUAAUAUUUAUGAAUAUCAUGAUGCACCUAUUAAGACAUUACAUGCUUCACCCAAAAAAACAGCAUCUGCUAGCACCUUGAGAACAAACAGUGCAGCUUCUAUGCGAGAUCAUCCUAUGGCCAUAAAUGAAAAACCUGUACCACAAACCCAGGUUUAAACUUUAUUCUAUUAUUGAUUUUAAAAUAGUUUAUUGAUGUUGUACUUUUUAAUCGUUUUAUAUUGUGCUAAAUUUGUUAGCCUACUUGAUAUUUUGGGAUGUUUGCAUCUAUGACUCCGUCCAUUAUUUUUUGUUUUUUAUAAAAAACAAAUUAUAUCGCUAUUAUGGUAGAUUAGGUUUCUCUUUACAGGUGCUUUCUAUCAAAAGUAGCUAUUGGGAAAACAAAUUAACAAAACGUGCUCUGACAAUUGAGGCAAUUUUUACCUUCCAAUUAGGGAUAUAUCCAUGUAUAAGUUUGGUUAUAUUGGUUUUAUGUUAUUUUACUUUUUAUAAUGAAUUAAUUUUGGUAUUGAAACUUUUUUGACAUUUAGUAUAACGAGUUAUACGCCGGUCAGUACAAUUUCUACUACUAUUAAAAAAUACAUUUAACUACACUUAACUCCUGGCAAAACGUGUACAAAAUUUCAGGAAGAUACAUAUUAGCUGAUAAUAGUAUCUUUACUCUAUGUAGGGAGGUAACCGCAUAGCAAUCAGUAUAACAGCGCUUCUGGUGUUAAUUUGUUUUCACAAUAUUCAUUUGUAUCAUGCCGUCCAUAAACUUUUUUAUACAUUAGAAUUUAUAUUAGUUAACUAUCCGUCCAGGGAAAUAUGCAAAUAUCUUAUGUCCAAGGUAAAUCUAUUUG
This is a messenger RNA of Myzus persicae (green peach aphid), 3451 nucleotides long. It is a transcript of the gene Gli, whose product is annotated as acetylcholinesterase 1. Gene Ontology annotation, cellular component: septate junction; tricellular tight junction; cell surface. The transcript is spliced from 12 exons. Lineage: Eukaryota; Metazoa; Arthropoda; Insecta; Hemiptera; Aphididae. Bases 228 to 2768 code for a protein of 846 amino acids. The record is from RefSeq and is a predicted model, not a curated record.